AUGAUUAAGAUUGGUGAACUGAGCGCCAUUCUGUGUUCUACUGUCUCACCUAUGAAACAUGCUGCAGUAGCUUGCAAACACUUGGGAUGUGGUUCUGCAGUUAGUGUCCAUGGUGCUGCCCACUUUGGAGAAGAUUCCACACCAUACUUGGUAGUAGGAGAUGUUUGUCAUGGGAGUGAGUCAACAAUCUGGGACUGCAGAUUUUUAACACAGAAUGUAAAUUCAACAUGCUCUCAUCCUUUCCAUGCUGGAGUGACCUGCUCAGGCUACUCACAGCCUCGGCUGGUGGGAGGAGAUAAUCCCUGCUCAGGACGUGUGGAAAUAAGACAUGGUGAAACAUGGGCUACACUCUGUGAUGCACACUUUGAUCUCAAAGCUGCCAGUGUUAUCUGUAAUGAAUUAGAGUGUGGAAGAGCUUUAUCUACCCCGGGAGGAGCUCACUUUGGAGAAGGACAGGGGCUGAUCUGGACUGAAGAGCUGCAGUGCGUGGGGAAUGAGUCACACCUUGCAUACUGUCCCAGGAUAUCACAUGUGAAUCAGACAUGCUCACAUGCAAAUGAUGCCAGCGCCAUAUGCUCAAGGCACACAGCGUUCCAGCUGGUGAACGGCAGCACAGCGUGCUCAGGGAGGGUGGAGAUCCAGGUUCUUGGUGCCUGGGGAACUGUCUGUGACUCACACUGGGAUCUAUCAGAUGCCAACGUUCUCUGUCAUCAGCUCGACUGUGGGUUCGCUGUAUCAGCUCCAGGAGGAGGGUAUUUUGGGAAAGGAACAGGCUUUGUCUGGAGAGACACAUUUCAUUGUAAAGGGACUGAACCCCAUUUGGGCCAUUGCCCUGUGACUGCCCUGGGGGCAUCUCCGUGCCCGCAUGACAAUGAUGCCAAUGUAAUUUGCUCAGGUCAUUCGGAAUCGCUCAGACUGUUGAAUGGAGAGAGCCGGUGCGAUGGGAGAGUCGAGAUUUCCCUCCAUGGUGUGUGGGGCAGAGUGCUGGAUGAUCAGUGGGACAUGAACGAUGCCAGCGUGGUGUGCAGGGAGCUCCAGUGCGGAGUUACUGAGAAAGCUUUUAACCCCCCUAAGUCUGGGCGAGGAACAGGCCCUGUGGGGCUGAGAAGUGUCCAGUGUGCAGGAAAUGAGACUCGCCUGACUCUCUGCAACAUCUCCGCAUUUGAGACAGCCCAGGCAAGAAUUACUGAGGAUGCCGGUGUUGUUUGCUCAGGGAGCAGGCGGAUCCGGCUGGUGAAUGGGCCAGGUCGCUGUGCCGGGAGAGUGGAGAUUUAUUACAAUGGUACUUGGGGAACAGUCUGUGAUGAUUCCUGGGACCUACCAGACUCCAAUGUUGUUUGCAAACAACUGGGAUGUGGACGCGCCAUCAAUGCAACUGUCUCUGCUCAUUAUGGGCAAGGAUCCGGGCAGAUCUGGCUGGACGAUGUGAACUGCUCUGGGAACGAAUCUGAUCUCUGGGAGUGUCCUUCCCAGGGCUGGGGCCAGCACAACUGCAGACACAAAGAGGAUGCAGGAGUUCUCUGCUCAGGGCUCAUGGAUCUGAGACUGGUGAGCGGCAGUGCCUGUGCUGGGCGGCUGGAGGUUUUCUACAAUGGGACAUGGGGCAGUGUUUGCAACAGUCCCAUGGAUGCCGUCACCAGGGCACUUAUAUGCAAACAUUUGAACUGCGGAGACAGUGGGAUUCUUUUAAGAGACUUUACAUAUGGAAUAGGCUCUGGCCCCACCUGGGUGGAUGGCAUUCGGUGCAAUAAGCAGCACAGCUCCCUGUGGCAAUGCCCGUCAGACCCAUGGAAUCAGCAGUCAUGUAGUACCAGAGGACAAGAAACCCACAUCUUUUGUGCAGGUGGGAAAGGGAAACCAUCUCAGAAUCCAUUUGCUGAAUGCCCGAACUCUACAGACUGCACAGACCAGGAGAAGUUACGUGUCGUGGGAGGAGAGGACAGAUGCUCGGGGAGAGUGGAGGUUUGGUACCGUGGCUCCUGGGGAACAGUCUGUGAUGACUCCUGGGACAUGGCGGAUGCUAACGUUGUGUGUAAACAACUGGGCUGUGGAUCUGCUGUAUCUGCUCCGGGCGAGGCUGCAUUCGGUGAGGGGACUGGUCCCAUCUGGGUGGAGACGUUGAACUGCAGAGGGACAGAGUCAUCUCUCUGGGACUGUCCUGCCAAGCCCUGGGGUGAGAGUAACUGUGGUCAUAAGGAAGAUGCUGCAGUGAAUUGCUCAGGCGUGACAGAGACAACAGCUUCACCGGCUACAACAGCUCCCCCGCGCCAUCCUCCGACCGACAGUGGGAGAGUCACGGUGCCCGUGGUCAUCUGCAUUAUCCUGGGGGCCCUGCUCUGCCUGGUCUUAGUCAUCCUGGGGGCGCAGGUGCGAAGGGCCAGGGCACAGCACAGAGGUGCCACAAGACCCUCAGAUCCCGUGUAUGAGGAGAUUGAUUAUAACCUGAUGGGAGAGAAGCAGAUAUUGGGUCACUCAGUCUCCUAUGCAGAGGAUUCAGUGACGAAGCUGCAGUAUUACACCGGGGACAGUAAGGAGGAAAACGAUUCUGGAUCAGAACAAGAGGGCGCUUCCCCUGGGGGGUCUCAGUUGGAUUACGAUAACGUGGAGGAGCCUGCAUUGAAUGAUGACCCCCAGACUCCAGACGACCAAGAGGGCCCUGCCUUGCCUGGAGAUGUCCCAGGGGAUAGUUAUGACGAUAUCAGAGAAGUUUCUGACCCUGAAGAUGAUUCUGGUUCAGGGCAGUGUGCCCCAGAAGUUACUUGGGCCCCUGGAGAGAGUGACAGGAACAGGGAUUCACGGAGAGAUUGGAAUCUGCACUCCCUAAGAAGUGAAGGGGCCUCAGGGACUGAGAGAGAUGGCCCAUUCCCGCCUCCUGGAGACCCGGGUUAUGAUGAUGUUGAAGCUGUCGUCCCUAAGACAUCAAUAUAAGAAUGAUUGAGUUCCAAUCAAAUAUCCUGUGAGGAUGUAAAUGCUGUAUGAUUAGACUCUUUCUCUUCUAAAUGCUAACUGGGCAUGGGGGCAUCAGAGAUAGUCCCUGCCACGGAUCUAGUUCAGUCACCUUUUAUAUUGGGGUUUUAUGUAGUUGCAAGAAAUAUAAGUGUGACUGAGACGGGGUCUGUGAUUUUUCCCUGUAAUUUCUCAUUGAUCAGAUUGCCUGGAUCUUGUCCUGCUUUUUUAUUCCUAAUAUUUCUUCAUUGUGAAUUUCUGCUUUUUCAUAUUGAAUCCUUUUAAAAAGUUGAUUCCAGGAAUGAUGCUUCUCUCCCAAGGUGCACAAGGAAUCAUAAGGGAGUGAGAUGGAGUCUGAACCACCAAAAAAUAAUAAUUGCAAAAUGUCACCUCUCGGUAUUGCAGGUUGUUCAAUAGGGUGUUGGAUGGAGAAUGAACGUUCCAUCAGUCGUGUGGUAAUGGUUAAAAACCCAGGAACAGAAUAAUCCUAACUCCAGAGAUGGCCCUAACCGCCAUCCAAACUCCAGACUUUCCUUUAAAAUCCAGGAGGAUAAAUGGACAUUAUUUAUAGGAACCUUAAUGCACCCACACAAUUAGAUAGCAGUUAAAAAGAUACCCCCUUCCCAUCCUCUUCUCUUCUCCUCUAUACAAAUUCAUAUACCAUGCCUAUUACUCUAGCACUGGAGAAUCUUUCAGUGGUGCAUUAAGAGUAAGGACCUUCAUCUUUGGUUUAUACUGAUUUUUAAUGAACAUUUGCUGAGUUUUACAAAAAUCAUUAUUCCGUUUUUAACAAUUUUUACCCAACUUUUAGAUGUGCUGGAACUCCAUCUCGCUGCUCCAGGAGAAAUGGCAGCUUGGUAACCUGGGUGACCCAGGCUACCAAGCCACCAUCUCUCCUUCCAGAGUGGGAAGCCAGGUCAAAAGCACUGGAACAACUUGAGUGUUGUGUCAAUCCCACACCCACCACAUACAUAUUACCAGCUGUACAGAUAGUGCAGAUAGUCAUCAGCAGUCAAAGCAAAAUAAAGGUAGUGAACUACUUUUUAUGAUAAAAUGGGUUAAAAACAAAAAACUGUAACUGUUUACAUUUCAGAACAUAUUGGGGGUUUAGGGGGGCUUGAAAGUUUAAAAAACAAAUGCACAAAAAAAAUCUUAGGAGAAGAGAGUCAUAUUUCCCUGAUAUUUCCCCAGCUAACUGUCAAGUUAAUUUUUUGUACUGAUUUUCCACCAUUUUUUAAUUUUUGAAAUAAACACUGAGACAUUCCUUGGAAAUUUCAAACAAAAUAAAAAUCUAAAAAGAAGGCCCUUAAUUAAGUGACAUUAUUGUCUUUCAUCAUGUGUGUUCAUUCUGCCUCCCUCCUGUGACCCAGGGAGCCAAUGGGCAGAGGGCACACUAUACCAGAACUCUUAUCGGGCCUGACACUCUCAUUGCUCCAAUUCACUCAUAAUCUGUAUCUAAAAGGUGUUGUGUAAGAUGUUCUAUGCAAACUGCUAACAUGCUGCUCAUUAAUAUAAUGGCAUGAUGUAUAUAUGGGUGUGAAGAAAUAAAGAUGUGUGCUGGAAAUAUAUUUCUAAAAUGUAUUUGGCAGACCAUGCCUAAGCGCUGCCUUUCUCAAAGAAAGGAAUGUGUUUUUGCAGCUUGACUGAGUCUCCAGUGUAAAUUAAGCAAGGUGUGACCUAAGACAAUGAAAAGGACAUUUAUAAGCAAGGUAAACAAAGCCAUCAUGGGGGGAAUUGACCAAUUAACCAUCUUGAUGCGGGAUGGAGGCUACACUCCCAGAAAGCCUCCCUACCUCUUGAAACAGGGUCAGUGGACUUUGAGAAGAUAUAAACAGAGGCAAAAAGUUGUUUUGUCAUCCAUCCCAGACAACAGGUCACAGCACCUUCAAGCCUAUGACAGUUGAGUCCUGUGGUGUGGGGGACCAGGGAUGCUGAUGAUUCGAUGUGAGUUAGGAAACUGAUCAGGCAACGAUUGUAACUUGCUAGAAUUAAAUGUCACUUGAAAGUAUGUUUUGUUUGUUUUAUUUGUAAACUUUCCUAUCUGUUACUUGUAAUCACUCCAGCCUAUGCCCUCAUUAAUAAACAUUUUUUUUUGUUUGAUUACAGUAACAUC
Caretta caretta (loggerhead turtle) is the source of this 5059-nucleotide messenger RNA. RefSeq names its product scavenger receptor cysteine-rich domain-containing protein SCART1-like. NCBI's taxonomy places the organism in Eukaryota, Metazoa, Chordata, Testudines, Cheloniidae. Gene Ontology annotation, cellular component: membrane; external side of plasma membrane. The record is from RefSeq and is a predicted model, not a curated record.